AUGAUUGAAAGCAUCGAUUGUAUGCACUGGCAGUGGAAGAACUGUCCUACUGCUUGGCAAGGGGAGUACGGGAAUCGGAAGGGCCAAAAAAGUAUAAUUUUGGAGGCCGUAGCUUCAUUCGAUUGUUGGGUUUGGCAUGCCUUCUUCGGGGUUGCCGGUUCUCAGAAUGACCUCAAUGUCCUUGGUCAAUCCCCAGUGCUCGAUGAGGUAUUGCGAGGUCAUUCCCCCCAGGUCACGUACCAAAUCAACAAUACCGUUUACUCUGGUGCGUACUACCUUUCCGACGGAAUUUAUCCUAGGUGGACGACAUUCGUGAAAACAAUUCCGAAUCCCCAAUCCGAGAAGGAAAGAAACUUUGCUUCCUUUCAAGAAGGUUACAGGAAAGACGUGGAGAGGUGUUUCGGUAUCUUGCAAGCUCGUUGGGCAAUUAUUAGAGGUGCUGCUCGGAUGCUAGAUGAGGAGGUGCUGCGGAGUAUUAUGAUGACUUGCAUCAUCCUUCACAACAUGAUUGUGGAGGAUGAGUAUGACUAUGAUGCUCAAGAGGUGGUUGAACCCGAUCCAAUGAACACAUCGUUGACAAGAAUAUAUGAAAGGCCGAUUGGACCAAAUGGACUACCACUGGAGCCCGAACCCAUACUUCGGGAUGGUCAAUUCAACAACCCCAUGAUUGAUCAGUAUCAAGAAAUGCAAUCUUCAUAUGUUCACGAGAUACGUCAACGUGACUUGAUCGAGCACUUGUGGGAGAUGAAAUGCAAUCACAAUGGAUGA
Prunus armeniaca (apricot) is the source of this 768-nucleotide messenger RNA. The record is from the annotation of a GenBank genome assembly. NCBI's taxonomy places the organism in Eukaryota, Viridiplantae, Streptophyta, Magnoliopsida, Rosales, Rosaceae.